Pelobates cultripes (western spadefoot toad) is the source of this 1049-nucleotide messenger RNA. Lineage: Eukaryota; Metazoa; Chordata; Amphibia; Anura; Pelobatidae. The record is from the annotation of a GenBank genome assembly.
AUGCUCUCUGGCUCCACGAGCCUAAAUCAGUGGGUAAAGAAGGACUAUGGUGCACGCAAACAACACUACAUACUUGGGAACGUUGGGGUCCAGAGGUAAUAGACGCACAGACACUACAUAAGGAAGCACCACUAACUGCACUGCAGACCAGCUCACCCGACCUCUCCCUCCUCACAUGGUCAAACCUAGGAAUACAUAAAAUAAAAGACUUAUACACCCAAAACGAACUGAAAACAUUCCCCACUCUGCAAAGCGAAUUCUCCCUCAAUCCAAGAGACAUCUUUACAUACCUAAGGGUUAAGAACAUACUACAAACACGUAUUAAACCGGCAGCACCCACACCACCUUUAGCAAUACCCUCAGCCCGUUAUAUACUGACAUCCCGCUCCAUCAAACCACUAGCCUUAUGCUAUAAUGCACUAGAAAAGGGAAAAUCCAUGCAUAAACACUCCUAUAUGGAAAAGUGGGAGGAAGACAUAGGGGAGCCAAUCACUAUACAACAAUGGUAUGACGCCUUCCAAGCCACUAAACGAGCAUCAAAAAGCCUAUCUCUGUGGGAAGCAUAUAGCAAAAUAGCAAUGCGUUGGUAUCUAGUCCCCCUCAGAUUGGCAAAGAUAUUCCCCAACACCUCACCACUAUGCUGGAGAUGUGAACAACAACAAGGGUCUCUACUGCAUAUUUUCUGGGAAUGCCCAGUCAUAAAACCAUUUUGGAUCGCUAUCCAAAAAGUCAUAAGGGAAACUACUAACUUGUCAAUUCCACUACACCCAGCACACUACCUACUCCACAUACUACCUACGACAAGCCCAACAAGAAACCCAUUAAGCACAAUCGCCAUAAUCAUACUAACCGCGGCCAAAGUCGCGAUCGCAUCAAAAUGGAAACACAACGUGCCCCCAACUCAGGAGGAAGUAACACGCAGAGUAGACAGUAUAUGCAUAUAUGAACAGAUGGCACACAAAAUACAGGGAACAUCUGAGAAACACAACACCUACUGGAGAGGAUGGCUGGACGCCCGGAAAGAGACGGUACAGGUAGACAAUCACUAA